Trematomus bernacchii (emerald rockcod) is the source of this 2423-nucleotide messenger RNA. RefSeq names its product craniofacial development protein 1 (gene cfdp1). The transcript has 7 exons. Lineage: Eukaryota; Metazoa; Chordata; Actinopteri; Perciformes; Nototheniidae. The record is from RefSeq and is a predicted model, not a curated record. Bases 264 to 1184 code for a protein of 306 amino acids.
GCCUUUGAGCUUUCCGUUGUCUUCACAUUCAAUUUCAGAAAGGCUAACUGUAGUACCCAGUUUCAUACAUAUCGUGCACUAAAUGUAUUUAAAUAUAUUAAAGCUCUAAAAGAGCAACAUUAAAACGGUAGUUCUGCUAGAAAGGAGGCAUUUAAACCCGGUUAGGUUUACUUCCGUAACCCCUGGAAGUAAGCUAGUAGCAAACCCACUGUCGCGGGUAGCCCUCUUUAUUGACUUCACUAUCAGUCUGAAGCUUCUCCAAAAUGAUGGACUACGAUGACUACGACUCUGACGGAUACUCGUCUAAUGAAGAUGCAGACUACGUCCCUUCAGAUGAUAACCUGAGUGAGGAUGACCUUAAUGAGUGUGAGAAGGAAGACCCUCUGAACGAGAGUGAUACUGUGCCACAUGAUGGCAGCGAUAGUAAGAAGAAGAGGAUAAAAAAGGACAUCAGUGUGAGAAAGAGGAAGAAAGGAGUACUGAAAAUAGAUAAUGAAGAGGGGGACGGAGCAGAAGCAGAGGAGCGGCCACAGGAAGAGGUGGAACAACUCACCAAGGUAGGGCCGAAGGCUGAGGACAAACUGAAGAAGAAAUCUGAUGACCUGUGGGCCAGCUUCCUGUCUGACGUUGGAACCAGACCCAAAGAGUCCGCACCGGCCGCUCAGGCCGCUCAGUCCGCUCAGUCCGGUUCCACACAGAAGGAGGAUUCCUCAGUAUUGAAGGUUGCUCCCUCGAGUAAAGACACCAAAGCUCCUGAACCUGCUAAAGUCACCAUCACCCAAGUGUUUGACUUCGCUGGAGAAGAAGUAAGGGUGAAUAAAGUGGUAUCAGCUGACUCCAAAGAAGCUAAGAUGUAUCUGGAGAGCCAGAAGGAGGACGAAGAAGAUGAGGAGGAGACCUCAGGCGGCAGCCAGCCCCCUCUGCCUGGCCCCAGUGUCAAGCGGCCUGCAGGCAUGUCGAGCAUCAUGAAUCGUCUGGGCGGAAAGAAACUGAAGAUGAGCACGCUGGAGAAGUCUAAGAUGGACUGGGACGCUUUUAAAUCGGAGGAAGGCAUCACCGAGGAGCUGGCCAUCCACAACCGUGGAAAAGAGGGGUAUGUGGAGCGGAAGAGUUUCUUGGACCGCGUCGACCACCGGCAGUUCGAGAGAGAGAAAGCAGUGCGACAGAGCAACGUGAAACAAUGACACAGUCCCUCAGAGCGGAGCAGAUGUUCCUCUCUCUCUCUAAUGACAGACUUGCUGUUCCCGGGUAAAGUGAGCUCAAACCGGUGCUGUGGCUCCACUCUAUUUCAGGACGGAUAUUAUUAGGCUGAGUUUGUGGGACGAUGGGUUGCUGAGUUCUUGUUCUUCCAUCUCUGUGGGAGCCGAUUAGAGCUUCAAACCUUCACACUAAGGGCAUUUUCUGAAAGUGGUCACUCUUUCCUGUCAUCCACACAGGGCUGUUUUACAACUAGGACGUAGUUUUGGGGUUAAAGAAUAAUUCUGGUUUAAUGUAUUUGUUUUUUUCUGUUUCUACUCACCACGUUAACUGCUGAGGUAUUGGAUCACAGUGACAUCAUUAAAAAGAAGUCUGAGGUCAAGAAACAUCCAGAUGAUUUACUACUUAAGUAGAAACUGAACAUGAGGUUGAGUAAAUGGAUGGGAUUUGUGGCUAGGUUUUGUUAUGUUGUGUGAAACUUCAGUAAUAACGAGUGAGGGAAUCUGGAUUACCAGGAUCAGAGAAAACAUUACAGGUGUAAAAUCAUGUACCACACAUUGCAAUCAGAAUGUAUCAGAUCUCAGCUAGGUCUGAAGGACAUCUGUACAGGGUAGUGUGACACAUCCUGAUGAAUGGUUGACAAGUCACCUAUAACCCUAUAACAAUUUCCUGCUUUGUCAAGUUUCUGCAGGCCGUUUCUUCCUCUGCAAAGGAAAAGUAGAUCCAUACAGCAACUCUUGAGGGACAACUGCCAAGUGACUGACGCUGGUAGCCAAGCUAGCACAGUGCUUCUAAACUGGCUAUGUUACCUUCUAACAAAAAGUACCAUGAUUCUAGUUAGCCAGGCUAGCAGAGAGUACAUUUUGUAGCAAAAAAACUGAGAUCCAAUCACAAGGAUCUUAAGGAGGACUUCAAUGUUUAUUAACAUGGGACACUGAAUCUGCCUGCUCCACUGACAUUAUGACCACGUGGUUUCAUGCACACAGGUGACCAUCUUUCUGGGGACACUGUACAGAACACUGUAUUUCUGAUCAAUACCACCAUGGAGGUGUGAUCAAUCAAACUGCCUGUUAUCCAUCAGAUGAGAGGGCCACACUGACUCCUGUCCCUCAGGGGCCGAUCUGUCUUUUAGGAACACACAAGGACAGAGAGUGUUGAGAGGAGGACAUCUUGUUUCUUCAUGUAAAUAUUAGAUAUUCAAUAAACACAUUUUAAGUUUGCAGGUU